GCUCAGGCGGCGAAUGAUUCUCCCUCCCCCUCCCCCCGGUGGCCCUUCGUUGGGACUGUGUGGAUUGGAGAUCCUUAACCCAUGUAUAGAGCAGCAAGGAUAGUUCAGGCUGGAAACCCUUCAAAAGCCAUACACAAGGGGAGCAGCAGCUGGAGUUUCCCUCCACAAGGUAAUAGGCUCCAGCACUCUCUGAUGUGACAUCACCAGCAGAGAGCAUCUUGAAACAUCGCACCUACUGGGAGCUAGCGGUUGCUGAGGCUCCGAGUGUUGAGGAUUUGCAUGACAACAGAAAAAGUGAAGUUUAUAUUUCUGUGUCUCUCUAGGUGACUUCCAGAUAAUGGAGAAGAUGGUGAAAAGGAAGUGUGCAUUUUGUCCAGCAGAUGAAGAGUGUGCUAUAAUGUACAUUGCAGAAAAGCAAAAUCUUGCAGUCCAUCAAGAUUGUUUGUUAUAUUCCUCAGGAUUUGUAGAAUCUGAAGAGCAUAACCCAGAGAAUCAGGAUACAAGGUUUGAUGUGGCCUCAGUUCAGAGUGAAAUCAGGAGAGGAAAGCGGCUGAUGUGCAACUUCUGUCGCAGGAAAGGAGCCACUGUGGGAUGUGAGAUAAAAACCUGCCGGAGGAGUUAUCACUACUUUUGUGCACUGUGUGAUGAUGCAGCAUUAGAAACUGAUGGAGGGCAAGGAAUUUACCGAGUGUUCUGUCCAAAACAUGACCCAGGCAAAAGGACCAAUCGUUAUGCAGUUCCUCAGAAGAGGAAGUGGCUGCCAGUGAGGAAGAUGGAAACUCAAUGUCAUAAGCCCUAUGCAGACAAUAAGAGGAACAGGCAUGGAAUUAAAUCUUCCACCUUCACGGAAAAAAGGAGCACAGAAGAGACAGCAGCAGAAAAUAGUUUACAGCUUUUAAGGAAAAAACAUAACAAACACAAAGCAAGAAUAGACUUUCUUAGGAAGUGCAAGCAGGCUGGACUUCUGGAUGGCAUAUUUAAAGAAAUGCUAGACACACUUCACCUUGCAAAGGAAAAACUGAUGGAUGACAACACUUCAGAAACAGAGUACGAGGAAACAGUAAUAUCACUUUUUGACUGUAGCCUGUUCGAAAAUGUACUUACAAAUGUUCAUUCAGGAACAGAGGAAAAACUUCAGGAGCUUCUGGAAACUCGGAAAAGACUGGAUACUCAGAUUGAGCUACUGCAAGAUUUAAAACAAGUAAUUCCUUUCCAGGAAAAUAUAGCUAGUGCAUCUAGUUCAGUGUCUGAAUAACCAAUACUUCUCUAGAUAUCAACUUCCAUACUAAAGAUUUUUUACUGACAGAAACUGCAUCUGGUCAGUGUAUUAAAGUGACUUUCAGAGAUGGGGUGCACAGAAAAACAAUUGGGUGUUUUACUCAUAUUUUAUACUUCACUUUUGCAAUAAUUUUAUUUGAACUUUUCCUUUUUAAUUUUUACUGUGGCUCAAGGAGUGAUAAACACUUAAAUUUAAAUACCGUCUGUACAAGCUUUUUUUAAAUACUCCACAAGCCACUUUUUAAAAUCACUUCAGUUGCAGCAGCCGCCUAUCAUGUGAUGUGUCUGUGAUUCAAUGUCUGCUUAUCAUAGCAGACAAAAUCAUUAUUAAAAAUUGUUAAGGCUUUCCAAAGAGGAAUUUAACAAGACUUGCACUUGAAGCAGAAGAGUUUAUGACAUUUUCUCAAUUUAUGGUGUGUUAAUGUUUAAGUAGUUCUGUUUUAACUGCAGUGAUGAGAGGUCGUGUCCAUUAGUUGCUUGUAAACACCUGAGGCUGGCUGGUGAUCAUGCUCUGAAAAAUCAUUCUAUGUAAAAUAGUUAGGGAAUCAAAUACUGCAGUAAGAACAUUUAUGGCUUCCAUGUGUUAUUUUGUCUUAUUAUAUUAAAACUGUUUGAAUACAGAAAAGCAGUACAUUUAGUUACAAAAUUUCAAGUUAAUGAAAAACUUGACAAUAAAAUGUUUUUGUAAAGAAAGUUGUGUAUUGAAGAAAACUAGUGACAAAAUCCAUUUAUGCACCAAAAUACUGUUCACAGUACAACCUUGUAGGUUCUCACUGCUAAUCCACAGCCUUGCUGAUUCUCCUAAAACCCCUGGUUUCAUCAUACUUCAUAGCUAAGCUCUAACAGAAGAGGAUAUUCAUAUUAAGAUUUUAUUAUUCUUAAAUAUACUAAAGAACCUUUGCUGCUGUAUUAUGAAAUAAAUGAAAUUGAACUACACUUAAAAAACUAAGUAUAUUUUAGUGCAUUUAAACUUCACUUACUAUUUUACACAGUUAACAAUGCACUCUGUCAUUAAUGUAAAUCAAUAGUUCUAUUGCAUAGCUCUAUUUGUUGCCUGUAGACAGCCAAAAUAUGCCACAGGAGUCCUAAAUUCAGGGACUGAUAGAUGGAACUAUUUGAAGAUGUUACUUCCAAGGACAAAAGCAAGUUACCAACAUUCCAACAAGUCUCAUCUCUCCCUUCUGUGGAAAAGCAGCUAGAUGGAGAAGCGCUAGAACAGGGGUCGGCAACCUUUCAAAAGUGCUGUGUUGUGCCGCGUCUUCAUUUAU
Messenger RNA from Chelonoidis abingdonii (Abingdon island giant tortoise), 2546 nucleotides. The record is from RefSeq and is a predicted model, not a curated record. Lineage: Eukaryota; Metazoa; Chordata; Testudines; Testudinidae.